AUGAAUACGCUUGUUCGGCUCAGUUGGAUAUGUUUUCUCUAUGGUAUUGCCGCCGAUAGCCGCACGCCACCACCAGAUCCCAUACCAAUCGGCAGAGACACUGUUGAUAGUCGCGUCGAACAUCAUCACGUGUCGUAUCAACGGCAUAGGCAUCACACGUCACCGGAAGAGCGAAAAUAUCUGCGCGAGUUGGAGGAAUAUGAAUAUAAACGGCAACAAUAUCGCCGAAAAGCGAACGAAGCACAAGAUCAAUACUUCCAGCAGUAUCUUGACCGAAUGAGACAGUACGCAGCACAAAUCCAGAUAAAAAGGUACCAAGAGCUCUUACAACGACAACAAAUGGAACGAGAUAGUAUAGCGAAGACGAUGGGGGAAUUUGCCGUUCCCGUGCCCGAUCUCCCAUCAGACACGGCAGGUGGAGAACGAGUGGAAAGACCUUCGAGUCCUUUUGGAGACUUGCAACCCGUAGAGAAAAGUGCUCGACAGCCUCGAAGUGAAACGUCGGGCGUUGUGGUGAAUACC
Messenger RNA from Ostertagia ostertagi, 522 nucleotides. NCBI's taxonomy places the organism in Eukaryota, Metazoa, Nematoda, Chromadorea, Rhabditida, Trichostrongylidae. The record is from the annotation of a GenBank genome assembly.